Molecule: messenger RNA, 936 nt
Organism: Podospora anserina S mat+
Lineage: Eukaryota; Fungi; Ascomycota; Sordariomycetes; Sordariales; Podosporaceae
Exons: 5
Coding region: 1-936 (311 amino acids)
Cellular component (GO): mitochondrion
Molecular function (GO): guanine nucleotide transmembrane transporter activity
Source: RefSeq, a predicted model, not a curated record
AUGUCUCCCAUUGCGGCUGGUGGCAGAGAGAAGGAGUCCAACCUGGCGAGGUUGUUGGGUUCCGGAUCUGCCGGUAUUGCCGAGUUGGCUAUCUUCCAUCCUGUUGACACAAUCGCGAAGAGAUUGAUGUCCAACGAGGGCAAGGUCUCGUCCGUCGCCAAGCUCAACACCGUCAUCUUCAAGGACAAGGCCAACGCCUCCGCCGGCCGCAAGUUCGUCUCCCUUUUCCCUGGGCUGGGGUAUGCUGCUGGGUACAAGGUUCUUCAGCGUGUGUACAAGUACGGUGGUCAGCCCGUGGCGAGGGAUUACCUUGGUGUGCAUUAUGGCAAGGAUUUCGAGAACGCGUUUGGCAAGAAGACUGGCAAGGCGAUUAUGCACUCGACUGCUGGUAGCUUGAUUGGUAUUGGCGAGAUUGUGCUCUUGCCGUUGGAUGUGCUCAAGAUCAAGAGGCAGACCAACCCUGAGGCGUUCAGGGGGAGGGGUGUGCUCAAGAUUGUGAAGGAUGAGGGUUUUGGGCUUUACAGAGGGUGGGGGUGGACUGCUGCGAGAAACGCCCCUGGGUCGUUUGCUCUCUUUGGUGGUUCCGCCUUUGCGAAGGAAUUUCUCUUUGGCCUCAACGACUACAACAAGGCAUCGUGGUUCCAGAACUUCAUCGCCUCCAUCGCCGGCGCUUCUGCGUCUCUUGUCGUUUCGGCCCCCCUCGAUGUCAUCAAGACCCGCAUCCAGAACCGCAACUUUGACAACCCCGAGUCUGGCUUCCGCAUCCUGACCAACAUGGCCAAGAACGAGGGCGCCGGCGCCUUCUUCAAGGGUCUCGUGCCCAAGCUGCUCAUGACCGGUCCCAAGCUGGUGUUUUCGUUCUGGCUUGCGCAGACGUUGAUCCCUGCUUUUGAUGCGGCUUUUGCGGGGAGGAAGGUCGAGGUUGAGAGGAAGUAG